Messenger RNA from Gastrolobium bilobum, 1932 nucleotides. RefSeq names its product probable methyltransferase PMT19. Gene Ontology annotation, molecular function: methyltransferase activity. The transcript is spliced from 6 exons. Bases 164 to 1909 code for a protein of 581 amino acids. NCBI's taxonomy places the organism in Eukaryota, Viridiplantae, Streptophyta, Magnoliopsida, Fabales, Fabaceae. The record is from RefSeq and is a predicted model, not a curated record. Gene Ontology annotation, cellular component: endosome; cytoplasm; trans-Golgi network.
UCCCUUCUCUUUUUUCUCACUCACCAGAUAAGAAUCUGCACACAACACAACACAAAACACAACACAAAACAGAAGCUGUUGAUACUAUAAUGUUCUAUUAUUAUUAUUAUUACUAGCUAUAGAUAUUAGAUACAUAGAACGAACCACUUCUCUGAAUUUUGACAUGUCCUCCUCAAAGUUUAUCACAACACCCUUUCUCAAUAUCUUGUUGUUCACCUUCACCCUCUUCCUUUGCUCUCUCUUGUACCUCUUUUCUUCUUCCUUCUUCACCUCAUCACCUUUUCUCAAUCAUCAACCAUUGGAAUCUUCAACAAAAUCCCACUUUGAGUUCUGCCCAAGUAACUACACCAACUACUGUCCAUGUCAAGACCCAAUAAGGCAGAAACGCUUUCCCAAUAGAAAAUGGUUUCGUAAAGAGCGUCACUGCCCAGAAAGCAGUGAGAGGCUGAGAUGCCUCAUCCCAAGUCCAGUGGGGUACCAAAAGCCACUUCCUUGGCCUCAGAGUAAGAACAGUGCAUGGUUCAGUAAUGUCCCUUUUCCUAAACUUGUGGAAUAUAAGAAGUCACAGAAUUGGGUUAGAUUGGAAGGUGACCGUUUUGUUUUUCCUGGAGGUGGCACUUCCUUUCCUGAAGGAGUUAAGGGUUAUGUUGAUGCUCUAAACCGUCUUCUUCCAGUGCCUUUGGAAUCUGGGGUUAUCAGAACAGCUCUUGAUGUUGGUUAUGGGGUUGCAAGCUUUGGAGCAUCUCUAAUGGACUAUGAUAUCUUGACAAUGUCAAUUGCACCGAGUGAUGAACAUGAAGCUCAAGUACUGUUUGCCCUAGAAAGAGGACUUCCAGCAAUGCUUGGAGUACUAAGCACUCAUAGACUAACAUUCCCUUCAAGAUCAUUUGACAUGGCUCAUUGCUCCAGAUGUCUUGUCCCUUGGACUGCUUAUGAUGGGCUGUAUCUAAGAGAGAUUGACCGGAUUUUGCGUCCGGGUGGAUUUUGGGUACUGUCUGGGCCACCCAUAAAUUGGAGGGUAAACUAUAAAGCGUGGCAAACAGAACCUAAGGUGUUGGAAAAUGAGCAAAACCUUAUAGAAGACCUUGCAAUGCAACUGUGCUGGGAAAAAGUUGCUGAGGGAGAACAGAUUGCUAUCUGGCAAAAACCCACAAAUCAUAUCAGUUGCAUACACAAGUUCAAGACUUUGAGAUCCCCCAAGAUCUGCAACUCAUCUGACCCUGAUGCUGGAUGGUAUACCAAAAUGACUGCAUGCAUUUUUCCUCUUCUAGACGUGAAAGAUAUCCAUGAAAUAUCAGGUGGUGCUCUUGAGAAAUGGCCUAUGAGGUUGAACACUGCUCCACCAAGGGUUAGAAAUGAAAAUAAUGAUGGCUUCAUGCUCAAAGACAAAACCUAUAUUGAAGAUAGUCGAAAAUGGAAAAGGAGAGUAUCAUAUUAUGCGGUCAUGCUUAAAUCCCUCUCUUCUGGUAAAUACCGAAAUGUUAUGGAUAUGAAUGCUGGCUUUGGUGGAUUUGCAGCUGCAAUGGUGAAUUAUCCAGUUUGGGUUAUGAAUGUCGUUCCAUUUGAUGCAAAAAGCAACAAUCUUGGCAUUAUCUAUGAACGAGGCCUUAUAGGAACUUACAUGGAUUGGUGUGAGCCGUUUUCAACAUACCCACGAACAUAUGAUUUAAUACAUGCUUGGGGUAUAUUCAGCAUGUAUAUGAACAAGUGUAGUAUUACUGAUAUUCUUCUUGAGAUGCAUCGGAUUAUUCGUCCCGAAGGAGCUGUUAUUAUUAGAGAUCAUGAAGAUGCGAUUCUUAAAGUAAAAGAAAUAACAGAUCAAAUAAGAUGGAAUGGAACACUAGUGGCCGGUGAUAAGAAUGGAACUUUUCACUCGGAAAUGAUUCUUGUUGUUGACAAUACUGAGUAAAUUGAUUAUAUUAUUGUCCUCUU